Molecule: messenger RNA, 2900 nt
Organism: Pelobates fuscus (common spadefoot toad)
Lineage: Eukaryota; Metazoa; Chordata; Amphibia; Anura; Pelobatidae
Product: polyunsaturated fatty acid lipoxygenase ALOX15B-like
Exons: 14
Coding region: 76-2082 (668 amino acids)
Biological process (GO): lipoxygenase pathway; arachidonate metabolic process; linoleic acid metabolic process
Molecular function (GO): oxidoreductase activity, acting on single donors with incorporation of molecular oxygen, incorporation of two atoms of oxygen; protein binding; iron ion binding
Source: RefSeq, a predicted model, not a curated record
ACAAUCCCAAUAUCACACACUCUGAGCGUCUCACUGAUACAUCCAUCCUGAACUGCAACAAUUACUCUGUAACAAAUGUUUAACUACAAAAUAAAAGUGGCCACGGGGGACGAACUGUCUGCUGGAACCAUCAAUUUCAUCUACAUCGUUCUUGUGGGGGUUAACGGAGAGACCCCUAAACAUCACCUGAUACCCUGGCUGAAGGAUUUUACCCCAGGAGCUGUGGGUGAGUACAAGGUUACCAGCAAUGAAGACAUUGGGGAGAUCCUGUCUGUUCGGCUGUACAAGGAAUAUUAUCUGGUGACCGAUGAAUGGUUCUGCAAAUAUGUCAAUGUGACAUCCCCAAGUGGACACACAUAUCAUUUCCCAUGUUACCAGUGGCUUUCGGGCCCCAGGAUUCUGGAAAUCCCAGAAGGAAGAGGGAAAUUAUUAUUGGGUACUGUAAAUCCUGUGAUCCAGCAGCAGCGAAGAACUGAACUGGAUGACAAAAGAAAUACACACCGGUGGCGAUUUUACUCAGAAGGCGUUCCCUAUUGUAUACAUGUGGAUAACAUUAAAGAUCUACUAUUGAAUGAUCAAUACUCCUCCACAAAAAUAACAAGCUUUCUCGCUACUUCAGCCACAACUGUGAUUGCUACGAAGCUGAAAGGAUAUGAUAGCAGCACAGCAUCGUGGAGGAACCUAAAUGAAAUGGAGAGGGUCUUCUAUUUCAUCACAACAAAAAAUUCAGAGCGAGUUUCCCAGGUAUGGAAAGGGGACACCUUUUUUGGGUACCAGUUUCUGAACGGAGUAAAUCCAAUACAAAUCCAACAAUGUUCCAGCAUUCCUGACAACUUCCCAGUGACUGAUCACAUGGUGGCUGGGUCUCUAGGGACUUCCACCAACUUCCAGACAGAACUACAGAAAGGGAACGUCUUUCUGGCUGAUUACAAGAUUCUCCAAGGACUGCCAAUCAAUACAAUCAAUGGCCAAAAGCAAUACCUCGCUGCCCCGCUGUGUCUCCUUUGGAGAAGUCCCCAGGAUUAUAUCAUUCCCAUAGCAAUCCAGUUGGGUCAAACCCCAGGAAAUGACUCCCCGAUAUUCCUGCCCAGUGACCCUGAGUGGGACUGGACCCUCGCCAAGAUGUGGGUGCGCAAUGCUGACUUCCAGGUCCAUGAAACUGUAUCUCACCUACUUUACACUCAUCUCUUUGCUGAGGUCUUUAGUAUUGCAACUACCAGACAGCUUCCGAUGGGCCAUCCAGUGUAUAAGCUCAUUAUCCCUCAUUUUCGCUACACUCUGGCAAUCAACACUCUCGCUAGACAAACUCUUAUCAAUCCUGGCGGAACGUUUGAUCAGAUAACAACCAUUGGACAGAAAGGUCUAGCUGUUCUUCUUAAAAGAGCGAUGGAAGAGUUAACCUAUGACUCCCUCUGCCACCCUGAGGACAUCAAGAACAGAGGCGUGGAGUCCAUUCCAAAUUACUUCUACAGAGAUGAUGGGAUGAAGAUCUGGCUGGUAAUAGAGAGACUUGUCUCAGAUGUGGUCCAUUACUAUUAUAAGGAUGAUGAUUCCGUCUCAAAGGAUCCGGAGCUCCAAGCCUGGGUGGGAGAAAUCUUUACAAAAGGUUUCCUGGACAAUCAGUCCUCAGGAAUCCCAUCAUCUCUGGAAACCAAACCUGAACUGAUUAAAUACCUGACCAUGGUGAUCUUCUCGUGUUCUGCGAAGCACGCAGCAGUAAACAGCGGCCAGUUUGACUUCUGCUCCUGGAUGCCGAAUUGUCCAUCGUCCAUGAGGAAGCCCCCUCCUACCAUAAAAGGCACGGCCACCUUGGACAGCAUCCUGCAGAUCUUGCCACAAGUUAACACGACAACGAGAACUAUGACAGUGGUCUGGGUGCUGAGCAACGAACCCCAGGACCGGAGACCUCUCGGUAAUUACCCAGACGAACAUUUCACAGAGGAAGCGCCAAAGAAAUACAUUCAGGAAUUCCAGACAAAGCUGUCUGAAAUUUCCAGUCAAAUUAAAGAGAGGAACAAAAGCAAGAAUCUGACUUACCCGUAUCUGGAUCCCGAGAGGAUUGAGAACAGCGUGUCCAUUUAACCCACAAUGAAAGUGACAGAAGAACAUUUCACCAGACUAAACGGCCAACCACUAAAUCCUAAUCUCAUAUAUGCUUUUCAGAAAAAACUGAUUCAAUAUCCAAUCAUUUCUCUUUGCUUAUCUAAGUUCUGCUGCUGUAGAUGAUUCCAGGCGUUACUCCUUUUGCCAUCCACCCAUCAACUUCACCAUCUCAUUCCUUCUCCAAACUAUCUGUAUUUAGAGCAUGACGAGCUGUUUGGUUGUUGGGACGAUGUGGAAGUGAUGUAAAACCUAUAGAGAGAUUAUUCCUUCUCACUGCAGCUAAAAUCUAGUGUGACUGUAGUCCCCAUCGUCAGGAGCAUAAGAUGGACACUUUGUGUAGGUCACCAGACUAAUCUUGUGGUUAAGUCACAGAGUGUGUAUAAGGUAAUUGUGUGUAAUGUAACUGUUAAUUGUUUAAUGUUUUGUGUGCUCUCCUGUCCUGCUGACUUUCUACUAACUAGAUGGAUUUGGCAGUGGAGCCUGUACAGCGCCAUCUGUUGGCUGUAAAGAUUUUAAAGCCGUUAUCAGCACUACCUGAAUAGCAAGGCUUGUUAAUUUGCAUAUUCAGAUAGAUAUGCAUAUUAUGGUUUCUGCAGACAGGGGACAUAUUUCUUGUCUGUCGUUUUCUUCCCCACCCCUUUAUAAGUAUGUCAUUGUGUUGUUAUGAGUUCCAGUUUAUUUUCCAGUAUAUUUCCAGAGUUCCAGUAUAUUUUCCCAUAUGAGUUGGUGUCACCAUAAAUGAAAUGUAAUGUGGAUAGGGGCUAAUCCUCGGUGCAAAUAAAAGAUUCUUCAUUCUU